Molecule: messenger RNA, 2497 nt
Organism: Raphanus sativus (radish)
Lineage: Eukaryota; Viridiplantae; Streptophyta; Magnoliopsida; Brassicales; Brassicaceae
Product: receptor-like protein 30
Exons: 1
Coding region: 44-2338 (764 amino acids)
Molecular function (GO): protein binding
Source: RefSeq, a predicted model, not a curated record
GAACCAUAACCACACAAAUUCCAAAAAAAGAAAGAAAGUCUAAAUGAUGCUUCCAAGCAAGUCUGAUUGCAUUUCUGGUAUUAAAACCUUUUAUUUCACCUUCUUGGCUUCCCUCUUCCUACACACUCUUGCUUCUCCUACGCUACUACACUAUUGCCGCCAUGACCAGAUGGAUGCUCUUCUGGAGUUCAAAAACGAGUUUCCAGUAAACAAAUCCAACCCAACUCCUUAUGAUGUACCGUUAAGUUCAUGGAACAAGAGUAGUGACUGCUGUUCUUGGGAGGGUGUCAUGUGCAGUGUCAAAACUGGCAAGGUGAUAUCACUCAACCUUAGUUAUGUUCCUCUUCGCAACUCUUUGAAACCAAACAGUAGUCUUUUCAAACUCCAACAUCUCCGUAACCUGACCCUCAAGAACUGCUCUCUCUAUGGAGAGAUUCCUUCUUCACUAGGAAGCCUUUCCCGUCUCACUAAGCUUAAUCUUCUCAAUAAUAAUCUAGUAGGUCAAGUUCCAGCUUCAAUUGGGAACCUAGCCCAACUAAGAUACCUCGACCUUAGCCAAAACAAGUUAAGUGGGAAUAUUCCAAUUUCGUUUGUCAAUUUAACAAAUUUAUACCUAUUUUACAUCCACGACAAUUACUUCGAAUCCACGUUCCCAUUUAACAUGAGUGGUUUCCAAAAACUAAAGUAUUUUGGUGUGGGUGCAAACUCUUUUUCGGGGGUUUUUCCUACGUCCUUGCUCACGAUUCCUUCGUUGAUAUAUAUUAAUUUAGAGGGAAACCGAUUCACAGGACCUAUAGAUUUUAGGAAGACAUCACCCUCCAGUACCCUCAAGUAUCUCAACAUUGCUUAUAACAAAUUUGAUGGCCCAAUCCCUGAUUCUCUAUCUGAACUUAUAAACCUAGGAGAGAUAGAUCUUAGUUUCAAUAGGUUCAAUGGGUCAAUCCCAAGAUCUCUAGCAAAGUUAGACAACCUCUACUAUCUUGAUCUUUCCGGAAAUAAGUUGGAAGGACAAGUACCAAGCUGGUUAUGGAGAUUGAACGUGGUAAGGCUUUCUUACAACUCUUUCAACAGCUUUGAAAAUAAUUCACCAGAGCCAGCAGCUCCUAGCGAAACACAAGGCAUUGCACUGGAUCUUAGUUCCAACUCAUUCCAAGGACCAUUUCCCCACGAGAUAUGCAAGAUUACGUCCUUGUACAUUUUAGAUUUGUCCAACAAUAGGUUUAGUGGCACUAUCCCUUCGUGUUUCAGAAACUCCACUGGUUCUCUGAUGGAGGAGCUAUUGUUAGGUAACAACAUAUUAACUGGUGUUCAUCCGGACGUAUUUGCCAAUGCUACCAACUUAAAAGCAAUUGACAUUUCCAACAACAAUCUGGAGGGGAAACUUUCAAGAUCGUUGAUUAACUGCAGCUCUCUGAGGUUUCUCAACUUGCAAGGGAAUGGAUUCAAGGACGAGUUUCCAUCUUGGUUAGGCUCUCUGCCAACACUCAACGUCCUCCUCCUUCGUUCUAACCACUUCUACGGGCCGUUAACGUUAUAUCACCGCCAUAAUGUGUCCAUUGGGUUUCAAAGUUUAAGAGUCAUCGAUGUCUCACUUAACGACUUAAGUGGAGCCUUGCCGGAUUCCUAUUUCUCCACUUGGCGUGAAAUGAAGAAACCGGACGCAGAGUAUGACGACGCCUACAUGAAAGAUUCAGUAAUUGAUGCAAGUGUCUUUCAUUCCAUGCAAAUUGUGAAUAAAGGAGUGGAUACAAUAUUUAACAAGAUCCGAAGCGACUUCAUAUCUAUCGACUUUUCCGAAAAUAGUUUUUCUGGAAGUAUCCCUGAAUCUGUCGGACUGUUGAAGGGGUUACGCCUUCUCAACAUGUCAGGCAACACAUUCACAAGCAACGUACCCUCGUCAUUGGCGGACUUGGAGAAUCUUGAAGCAUUGGACCUAUCUCGCAACCAGCUGUCGGGACAGAUUCCUAGAGAACUUGGCAGGCUAUCCUUUUUGUCAGCCAUCAACUUCUCCCACAACCAUCUCGAAGGUCCGGUACCACGGAGCACACAGUUUCAAAGUCAGCCUUGUUCUUCGUUCGUGGACAAUCCCAAACUAUCUGGUCUCGAAGAUAUUUGCGGAGAAAAUCGUGUCCCGAUUACUACACCACAAGAAUCAAAAGAGUUGUUGAAAGCAGAAGAAAAGGGGGUGAACUGGAUAGCGGCAGCAAUCGCCUAUGGACCUGGUUUCUUCUGUGGAAUGGUGAUUGGACAUAUCUUUGCUACACACUACAAAUAUGAGUGGUUCAUGGUAAAGUUUAGCCGAAACAAGCCAAGAUCAGUUAUCAGAAGUACUCGCUAAGCCCAUCUCUUGCAAUGUGUUAGGCAAACGUGUUGGUAAUAUGAAUUUGUAUAAUAUGCCUUCUCCAAAACAAAACAAAAACAACUCGCUUGUGUUUGUGAUUUUAUGUUGUAUGUGUUUUGUAAUAAUGGUAACAUUUGGUGGUAUUUGAUUAUUAUA